AUGGCUGCAGUGCGGGAAACAAAUGGGAAUGCUGGUGGUGAUUCUGAGCUGGAACGUCUGCACAGCUCUACUGCUCACGACUGGGAGACAGAAAGGCGAAUACGCAAAGAUUUCCAUGAUGAUGGGACAUUGACAUUUUUCUGGAGAGCUCACACAAUCCUUGUCCUUGUUCUGUUCAGCAUUAUCUUGAUUUAUGUUGCCCUAUUUGAGGAGCCCACACAAGACGCAGACUAUAAUACAAAAAGGGGUCUUUUCGCUGUAUGCUUAGUCUUUCUGUUGUUUGGGAUUAUUAAUACACCCGAUGGACCUUUUAUUAGACCACACCCAGUUUUCUGGAGGUUGAUAUUAUGUAUGAGUAUAUUGUAUGAACUAGCCUUGGUGUUUCUGCUGUUUCAGAAUGUGCAAGAUGCAAGAAACUUGCUGCUGAACAUUGAUGGCACAUUAGGUCAUCCACUGCCAGAGAAAGACUACGGUGGAAACUGUCUACUGUAUGACUCAAACCACACAGAUCCUUGGCAUAAUUUAAAGGACAAGAUAGAUGGAUUUGUCCCUACACAUUUUUUUGGCUGGUGGUUAAAGACGUUGAUACUCCGAGACUGGUGGCUGUGUACUGUGUUGAGCAUCAUGUUUGAGCUGUUGGAGUACACCUUUGAGCACCAGCUGCCCAACUUCAGUGAAUGCUGGUGGGAUCAUUGGAUCAUGGAUGCAUUCUUGUGUAAUGGAUUUGGCAUCUACUUCGGUAUGAAGACUCUCAAUUACCUGUCCAUGAAGCCUUAUCACUGGCGUGGUAUGUGGAACAUGCCAACAUAUGGGGGAAUGUUGAAGAGAUUGGCUCAGCAGUUCACACCAUACAGUUGGACAGACUAUGACUGGAAGCCAACAUCAAGCCUCAAGCGCUGGUUGUCAAUGCUUGGUGUUAUUUCAAUAUUUUUGCUUGCUGAGCUGAACACAUUUUACCUCAAGUUUGUGCUGUGGAUCCCCCCUGAGCAUUAUCUGUGUUUAGGCAGGCUGGUGUUCUUUUUGUUCAUGGGGGCAGCCGCUAUGAGAGAAGUUUUCCAGUAUCUGGAUGACCCAAACUGUAAAAGGUUUGGCCGCCAGUCCUGGGUGAUUGCUGCUGUAAUUAUCACUGAAUUUCUGAUUGUACUGAAAUUUGACUGGAACACAGUGACAAAACCCUUGCCCAAGCCCAUUGCUAUUUUUUGGAUAGUGGGACUGUUGUGUCUUCUGUUGUGGACAGUGUUGAAGUUUUACAUAUUAAAG
Messenger RNA from Candidula unifasciata, 1260 nucleotides. NCBI's taxonomy places the organism in Eukaryota, Metazoa, Mollusca, Gastropoda, Stylommatophora, Geomitridae. The record is from the annotation of a GenBank genome assembly.